Paramecium sonneborni is the source of this 1010-nucleotide messenger RNA. Lineage: Eukaryota; Ciliophora; Oligohymenophorea; Peniculida; Parameciidae. The record is from the annotation of a GenBank genome assembly.
AUGACAUCAUAAGCAGUCCUGUUGGCAAUCGGAUUUUUAUUAGUUUUGAGUGCAGCUACUUAUAUGAACUAUGAAAGUAAUGUGAGUACAAUAGAUCAUGGUUUUACAGCUGAUUUUGCCUCUUUCAUUAAAUCCUUUGACACAAAAUACGAUUUCAUUAGAUCUGAUAUAACUUGGUCAACAUAUGGGUAUUAACUAUAAAUAACAAUUAUUUAAGUGGUGCUGAGACAAGACCUACAUCUGCUCCAUCAAAGUAUCCAAUUGUAUUUAUUCACGGAAAUUCAGAUAUUGGAGUAGGUAAUGGUGGAACUGUUGGAUGGUAGACAGGAUUCACUACACUUAUAGAAUAUUUAUAAAAUUAUGGUGGAUAUACUAAGGCUGAUUUGUAUGUAACAACGUGGGGUAAAUUUUAUUAUAAUUUUUUUAGGACCUGCAAAUCCAAACUUAGCAUCCUAAAAUGGACAUAGUGAAAAAUAUGUUAUGACAACUAGAAGAUUUAUUGAAGGAGUUCUUGCUUAUACAAAAGCUAGUAAAGUUAUUGUGAUCGGUCAUUCAAUGGGAGUUACAUUAGCUAGAGCUGCCAUUAUUGGUGGAACUUAUUCAGAAUCUAUGCUAUCUAAAUUCACUGUUGGAGAUCCCAUUACUAAUUCUGUUGCUGCUUUCUUUGGAUUAGCAGGAGCUAAUUAUGGAUUAGUAGAUUGCACAUAUGCAACAGGAUUACCAACUUGUAGUACAUAUAAUGGAUUUUCGCCAUCAUCUUAGAUGUUGUCAGCCUUUAACUCUAAGACUCAUAGAGAAGGUGCUAAAGUUUAUUCAUUCUGGUCUCCCAAUGAUGACAUCAUUAAAUAUAACUGUAUUGUUAACCAAAAAAAUACUUGUAUUGUCCCUGGAAGUGAUGAAUCAGUAAAAUUCUUUAUUUUAAACUUUAGUAUUAAUAAAAUGGAUACACUCACUUUGAUGUAAGAGAUAAGUUUGGAGCUGACAUACUACGUCUUCUUGAAAAAUUGUGA